This is a messenger RNA of Hevea brasiliensis (rubber tree), 1229 nucleotides long. RefSeq lists its product as uncharacterized. The record is from RefSeq and is a predicted model, not a curated record. NCBI's taxonomy places the organism in Eukaryota, Viridiplantae, Streptophyta, Magnoliopsida, Malpighiales, Euphorbiaceae. Bases 9 to 1229 code for a protein of 406 amino acids. The transcript is spliced from 2 exons.
AAGUGAGUAUGGAGUGUGGUGAUGAAAUGCAAAGGGAGAACAUCUUCCAUACUAGGUGCUUGGUGAAUGACAAGUUGUGUAGUGUGAUUGUAGAUGGUGGGAGCUGUUGUAAUGUGGCUAGUUCACUCUUGGUGGACAAGUUGGGUUUGCCUACUACUACACAUCCAAAACCAUAUGGCUUGCAAUGGUUGAAUGAUUGUGGGAAGUUGAGGGUUACAAAACAGGUGGUUGUGCCAUUCACCAUUGGCAAGUAUAAUGAUGAGGUACUUUGUGAUGUUGUGCCUAUGGUUGCUACGCAUCUUUUGUUGGGCCGUCCAUGGCAGUAUGAUAGAAGUGUUGUGCAUGAUGGUAGGAAGAACAGGUACACGGUCACUAAGGAAGGUCGAACAUACUCAUUGCUUCCUAUGACACCAGGUCAAGUGCAUGAAGAUCAAAUGAGGAUUCUUAGAUCCAUUGAAGAAAAGAAAGAAACUUGGAGAGAAAAACUUAGAGAGGCCGAGCUGGAUGAGAGUGAAAAGAAAGAGAAGAGAGAAGAAAAAGAGAGAAAAAGAGAAACAAAAGAAAAGAAAAUGAGAACAAAUGAGAAAAAGGAAAGCUCGAGGCAAAAGGAGAGUGGAGAGAAAAGAAUGAGUUUGUAUGUGAAGGAAAGAGAAGUUAGAGAGGCUUUACAUUCAGGAAGACCUCUUUGUGUACUUAUGUACAAGGAGGUUAAUUUAUGUGUUACUGACCUUGAUUCACAUUUGCCUAGUGAUGCUUUGUCUCUUAUACAGGAAUAUGAAGAUGUCUUCCCGAAUGAGUUGCCACCAGGAUUGCCACCUAUCAGAGGGAUUGAGCACCAGAUCGACUUGGUACCUGGAGCACAAAUACCGAAUAGACCAGCAUAUAGAACAAAUCCUAAAGAAACAAAGGAGUUACAAAGGCAAGUGGAGGAGCUUAUGGAGAAGGGCUAUGUUAGGGAGAGCAUGAGCCCAUGUGCUGUACCUGUGUUGCUAGUGCCUAAGAAGGAUGGGAGUUAUCGCAUGUGUGUGGAUUGCAGAGCCAUCAAUAAAAUCACUGUAAAGUAUAGGAAAGAGCGAUUUCCAAACCUAAGAAAGUCGAAAUUACAGCCAAGGUGUGAUGGUCCAUUCAAAGUGCUAGAAAGGAUCAACAACAAUGCAUACAAGAUUGAUUUACCUGGUGAGUAUGGUGUUAGCAAUUCUUUUAACAUUCGAUCUUUCCCCUUGCAUUGA